AUGUCACUCCAGAGGCCUCACCAAGAUCGGCCCCUCGCCCCUUUUGCAAGCUACCAAGGUGCGAUUGAUACGUCACUCAUCACUCCCGACACUCAUGAGACUAUGGUCGUCACCAAUCACAUUACAUUGCAGCCCAAGAUGAACCGCGUCUCUGUCUACACCAUGGUGAUGGAUGAUCUACCUUCCGAUCCAUCGGCCCGAACAUGCCCUUCUGCGUCCAUACCACAACAACCAGAGCGAAAGCGUGUGUUUGAGGCGCUUUGCAAGCUGCAGCCGCUUCAAGGACGGGACGACUUCACCACAGAUUAUGAAACGCUCUGGAUUGAAUCUGCUCUCCCGCCUCCCCUCACCUUCCACAACGUCACAUAUCACAAUGAGAUCGGACAGCCAGUCGUUGUUCCAAGGGUGGUGUUCAAACUCAUUCACCACGUGAAUCUAUCUCGUGGCUCUCCUGAAUUCGCAGGCGCAGACACGAAGUAUUACAACCCAGUUGGACUGACCAGAGCUGUGAACAAUUUGAUCAUUCACUCCAUCACGAGCCAGGCCCCCGACACCCUGUUCCCAUCCGGCUCAAAUCAAUUCUUCAUCGAAUCAAAGGGUCCUCUGUCAGACUCUGUGGAAAAUGAUGAGACGCUGCCUGAGGCGCUUCAGGUUCAGCGCGGCUACUACACAUCCAUCAGACCUGGAACACACAACAUUCUCCUGAACAUCGACAUCAUUCAUGGGACUUUUCUCAAGCCAAUGGUUGUGUCUCACUUCCUGGACGACAUGGACGAAUAUUUCCAGCACUAUGGAGAUGCCUCCGAUCUGCUUGUGGGUCGGGCGGUACGCAUCAUGUACGAGCGACCAACUCUGGAAGAUGGCAUUGACAGGAACGCCGAAGCAAAUCGAAUCAAGAUCGUUCUGGAAACAGGCGAAGUGCCACAGAUUCAACAAUUCGAGAGCGGAGGCAAGAUGUGGACAGUGAAGGAGUGGUUCGAAAGCCAAGGCAUCGUAAUCAACGAACUGCAUCAUGUUUGUCUCAACGUCGGUUCUACCUCCAACUCCCUCUGGCUUCCAGCUGAGCUUGUCGAGCUCAUGCCCAACCAGAUCUUUGAUAGGCCGCUUGGCGUCGAUCACAUGAAAGCCAUGUCAAAGAUUGCCGAUCAGCACCCAGCGAUGAAUCAAGCUGCGAUUCAGGAAGAAGGACUCGCUUUGCUUGAACAUGGCAGUCUCAACAAUGAUCUGAGUCGCAAGCUGUUCUCAGGCUCCGGGAAAGCGCUUCUCCAGAUUCCCGCAACCAUUCUUGCAGCUCCCACCAUUCAAUACCGAAACGGUAUCCAAAAGCCAACCGAGAAUAAUGCCAGCUGGGACAUAGGUGGUGAACCCUUUGUCAAUUUUACCAGUCCGGCAGUGAAAAUCAACAGCAAGCUCUGUGUUCUGGAUUUUCGUCUGGCGGAUUCGAAGCCUUCACCUGGAAAUUUCGCACAGCUGUGGAUGGAAUGCUGCGAGUCUCAUGGUCUGUUCGCUCCUGGUUGGAAGAUUUCGCCUGAUGAGGCGGAGAAUGUCAUGUCCACACACGCUACUUUGCCUGAGACUUUGGACAAGGCAGAGUACUUUCGUGAGAUGCAGCAGAUCAUGGAGACGGUACAGGAGAAGAUGAAGCAGAUCGUGGAGACGUUACAGGAGAAGCAGCAGAUCAUGGAGACGGUAAAGGAGAAGCAGCAGAUCCUGGAGACGGCACAGGAGACUUCAAGUGCAACAUUUCUGGUCGUCCUCCUGCCAGAUGUUGACGCAGCUGCGUACGCAGCAAUCAAACGCAUUGGAGAUACGAAAUUGGGUAUGCACACCAUAUGCUGCGAGGCACCGACGAUUUGCUGCGAAGAACUGGAAUCGGAAGGAUUCAAGUUCCAUCCAUACGACAAAAUGGUCUUGAGACAAAACUUGAAGGCACCGAAAAGUCAGAACCAUACGGUCAUGGAUUCAGACGUAUCGGCAUUUGCUGCGUUGGCGUCAAACACUCUCGUCAUUGGUGUCGAUGUCGUUCAUCCAGGAAACGACACACCAUCCAUUGUUGCCAUGGUCGGCAGUACGGACGCAGACUUUGCCACAUUUACCGGCCAAGUUCGCCUCCAGCGUGCUGAACAAAGAGUCCUGGAUCGAGAAGUUGCACGAGAACUGGUGGGGAAGUCCAUCGUGAACUGGAGUACAGCUCAUCCAAAGGAUAAACUCCAACGUAUCAUCUACUAUCGCGAUGGUGUUGAAGAGGAUGAAUACCACCUUGUCAAGGAAAAUGAAAUCACUGCGAUUCAGGAAGCUAUCAUCGCUGAGACGAAAGGAUUUGAUGAAGUCUCCAUCACAGCGAUCAUGGUGAGCACUCAACACCACACCAGCUUCUUCGCGCCCAACGACUCCACGACCUUCGAAGAUUUCACCGGCCACGACUCUCAACCACCAGGAGAUCAAAACUUGAACGGUCCUGUCCAACCAGGACUUCUAGUCGACUCAAUCAUCACGCAACCCUCAAUCAGCAAUCUCCAAGAUUUCUUCUUGCAAUCCCACGUCGCUCCCAUGGCCGGUGGUACCGCUCGACCCACCCACUACAUGAUCCUUCAGAAUGAUCCGGAGAGCAGCAAAUUCACUCUGAAACAAUUGGAACUCCUCACCCAUGCUUUCUGCUACAAUUACGCUGCUGCUACGGAAGCUGUACCUUAUUGCACUCCAGCGUACUAUGCUGAUCAGUUGUGUGAUCGAGUGCAUCAGUACUUGAAAAGCUACUUGGGUGUUGAGCGGCCGUGUUUGGAGCCUUAUGUUGGCGAAUCUCUGGAUGAUUUUCGCGAACGCAUUCGGGAUUAUAUUGUGGAUGAUACUAAUUGGAUUGCGGAGGGUAGGGAUAACCCGUGGCAUUCUGACAUGGAUGAUGUCAUGUUUUGGUUGUGA
This is a messenger RNA of Ramularia collo-cygni, 2919 nucleotides long. RefSeq lists its product as uncharacterized. The transcript has a single exon. Lineage: Eukaryota; Fungi; Ascomycota; Dothideomycetes; Mycosphaerellales; Mycosphaerellaceae. The coding region runs from base 1 to 2919 and encodes 972 amino acids. Gene Ontology annotation, molecular function: nucleic acid binding; protein binding. The record is from RefSeq and is a predicted model, not a curated record.